AAAAACCCGGAUUCCUCUGGGCACUGCGACUUCAAGGGAGAAGGAGAAGGAGUAGGAGAGGGGAGAGGGAGGGAGAGCUACCAACCGAACAGUGGAGAUGGAAGCUCAGCUGAGCAGCAACAUGAGGAAGGCUCUGCUGGUUCUGAAUUGUGUCAUUCUCUCAAUUGGAAACUGCGGUGGUCCCUUGGUGAUGCGCCUGUAUUUCGUCCGUGGCGGCGAGAGAAUAUGGUUUUCCAGUUGGUUGGAAACGGCUGGGUGGCCCUUGAUCCUAGUCCCUCUCAUCAUCACUUACAUGCACCGCCGAACCAAGCAAGGCUCCCAUGCCAAGCUCUUCUUCAUGAAACCUCCUCUGUUCGUGGCCUCCGCUGUUAUCGGUGUCCUCACCGGCUUCGAUGACUACCUCUACGCCUAUGGCGUAGCAAAACUGCCCGUUUCAACAUCUGCUCUCAUUAUCGCAAGCCAGCUCGCUUUCACAGCAGCCUUCGCGUUCCUCUUGGUGAAACAAAAGUUCACCUCAUACUCCGUAAAUGCCAUAUUUCUGUUGAGUAUCGGUGCCGGUGUCUUGGCUCUACACACUAGCUCCGACCGCCCUGCUAAUGAGUCCAACAAAGAAUAUUACCUCGGGUUUGUCAUGACACUUGCAGCUGCAGCGCUCUAUGGUUUCAUUCUCCCCUUGGUUGAAUUAACCUACAAGAAAGCAAAGCAGGCAAUAACCUACUCACUGGUCAUGGAGAUUCAAAUGGUGAUGUGCUUCUUCGCCACCGUCUUUUGCACAGUGGGGAUGCUGGUUAAUAAUGACUUUCAGGCAAUUUCCAGAGAAGCAAAAGAAUACGAGCUUGGAGAAUCUAAAUAUUAUCUGGUGGUGGUAUGGAAUGGGAUCAUAUGGCAGUGUUUCUUCUUAGGAGCAAUAGGAGUCAUCUUUAGCGCUUCAUCUUUGGUAUGCGGUAUUGUGAUUACUGUCCUACUCCCCGUGACAGAGAUCUUGGCUGUUAUUUUCUUCCGAGAAAAAUUUCAAGCAGAGAAGGGGGUUUCACUGGCUCUCUCUCUGUGGGGCUUUGUUUCCUACUUCUACGGAGAGAUAAAGGAUAGCAAGAAAAAGAAGAAUCCCACUCCGGAGACGGAGCUGCCUCAAACGGUCAAUCCAUGACAAACAAAUGUCUUUCUUUUUCCCCGGAAGGCAAGGGACAGGAUUAGCACAUGCUUAUUUACCAGGUAAUUUAAAGAAAUACUUCGUCCGUAUGUUAACAGGCAGCUCAGCUGAUUCACCAAAUCUGUGUAAAGGAAAUGCUUGAAUUUGGUUCCUAAAUACAUGCUUGAAUAUUGAAUUUACUUGAAUUCUGCAACCGCUGUGAGCGGAACAUGUUGAAAAGGAGAUCAUUUAGUUGUUCUAUAUAAGAUAAUUUCAAGAAUGACAAGUCUUGUUUUUUUA
Molecule: messenger RNA, 1429 nt
Organism: Vitis riparia (riverbank grape)
Lineage: Eukaryota; Viridiplantae; Streptophyta; Magnoliopsida; Vitales; Vitaceae
Product: purine permease 1-like
Exons: 2
Coding region: 98-1147 (349 amino acids)
Cellular component (GO): membrane
Molecular function (GO): purine nucleoside transmembrane transporter activity
Source: RefSeq, a predicted model, not a curated record